AAUCUUACAGAGUAAACGUCAGAGUCUCUCAGGGCACGUGACCGCGAGACGCGUUAAAGAGGACUAGUUGCAGUAUGGCCGAGCAAGCGGUGACGGCGAACAGAGGGGUUGUUCAGAGAAUGCUGUCUGUUGUUGGUGUUGACACUCUGGCCAGCAGUGUGUGGGGCUAUGUGGACACCACGAUAAAGUGGUGCUGGAUCCCCAGCUGGCUGCCAUCGUGGUGUCCCACUUCUCAGAGCCAGCUACAGACUGCAGAGGACAUGAUGCUGAGAUGUAGGGAUCACUUCUGUCUGCCUCUGUCAUCUGAGUGUUGUUCUGAGUGUGUAAACAGUGCUUUCUCCAAACAGUUUGUCCCCAUAUCCAGUGGCAACCAGCUGUGGACCCUGAUCUUUAGCAGUGACAACGUGAAAGACAAAACUCCUUUGGUUCUGCUCCAUGGGUUUGGAGGUGGCGUGGGCCUUUGGGCUCAGAACCUGGAUGCUCUCUCCCAGCAUCGGCCCGUCUUCGCUCUGGACCUGCUCGGCUUCGGUCGGAGCAGCAGACCCCUGUUCUCUUCAGAUGCCCAGGAGGCAGAGGACCAGUUUGUGGAGUCCAUAGAGCAGUGGAGGUCUAAAGUGGGUCUGGAGUCCAUGAUACUGCUGGGACACAACCUGGGAGGAUACCUGGCUGUGUCAUACUCCAUUAAAUACCCAGGCAGAGCAAAGCACAUAGUUCUGGUGGAGCCCUGGGGUUUUCCCCAGCGCCCGGACACAGCAGAGGCUGAUCGUCCCAUCCCGGUUUGGAUCAAAGCCCUCGGGGCCAUGUUCAGUCCCUUCAACCCCCUGGCUGGCCUGCGACUGGUUGGACCACUGGGGCCCACUCUGGUCCAAACUCUGAGACCUGACUUCAAGAGGAAGUUCUCCUCCAUGUUCAGUGACAACACAGUGUCAGAGUACAUCUACCACCUGAAUGUGCAAACUCCCAGUGGGGAAACAGCUUUUAAGAAUAUGACCAUUCCUUAUGGAUGGGCUAAAAGACCAAUGCUGCAGAGGAUGGACCAGUUGCAGCCUGAGAUCCCCAUCACCAUCAUCUAUGGCUCCCGCUCUAGCAUAGACAGCAACUCAGGCAGCACCAUCAAAGAGAUGAGACCACACUCUCAUGUGGAAAUCACAACGAUCCGUGGAGCAGGACACUAUGUGUAUGCUGACCAGCCAGAGGACUUCAACCACAGUAUUUUGCAAGUGUGUGAUAAAGUGGACUGAAUCAGAGAUGAGCUGGGUUAUUUAACUCUGGAGAAAAAGCGGGGCACCAGUAACACGCAUCACUGAUAGCAGCAGCUGGUGUUGAACCACAGAAUUUCACUUUCUCAAAGCAGGAUAGGGAGUGUUUGUACAUAAAAAAAAAAACAUAUUCUAAAAGCAGCAGUGAUCUGAGUUUGACUCAUACACUCAUGACACACUGACGUUCACAUGUUAUAUCAACUGACCAGUGAACCAGUCACAGCCUCAGAAACUGGUUGAAUACAGGCUUUGAGAUGACAUCAUUGAUUGGGUCCCCUUUUUAAUGCUGUUUGACAGCAUUCCCACAAUGAUGAAAUGGGCCUGCAUCACACACACACACACACAGACAGUUGGUGUUGCUGCAGCUUCUUGGUUAAUUAGCUUGAGCAUUAGUCAUGUAAUAUUUUCUCAGAAUUGCUUCUACCAAAUGCAGCAGAGAAGCAAAGAAAGGAGGCAUUUUGAAAUUCAAAUAUUCUGCUCAACACACAACUUCUUAUUCACACGUGGCCUUUAAUAGCCCCUGGAGCUGUCUGAUCCAAACAUGUCUUAUAAUAACUUCUAAAAAAGUUCCUUUUCUAAUAACAUGAAAAUCUUUCAGGUAAACUGAUAUCAUGUUCAUAUUGUUUAUAUAUAUUUGCUAAAUACACAUUUAACAUUUUCUGAGUUUCAGUUUAUAAUAUUAUAUAGAAUAAUAUAUAAUAUCAUAAUUACAUCAGCAUUACAUCAGACUGAAACAGAAUGUAUGUUUCUGAUACAGACAGGAAGUGUACCCUUCACUUCAUCAUUACCAAGAAGCUGCAUUAAAUUAAUCUGCUGCCAGUGAUGGACUAUUCUGUAGCUCUACAGUCAUUGUUACUGCUUGUGAAUAAACCCAGAUAAGCUCUAGCCUAGGGCAGAAACAGUGACUUGAAAUAUGUAAGACAUAAGGCUCUUGUUUUGCUUGCCUGUUUGUCAGCGUAGAUUUUCUGCUGCACAGCAGCAGUAUUACUGGAACAAUAGCCACAUGCAUGAUAUUUGCCUCUGUUCAUGUAAUAAUAUUUGCCUUUUACACUGAGCCUAAACUUAAUCACUUGGGAGCAUUUUAGAGAGAACACUGGUGGUGUAGGCACAUAUACAUCAGACAUCAUACCUCACUGGACAUGCUAAGUUCAGACACAUGAUGUUCACUAACAUUGCCUUUUUAGCUGGAGCCUCUGUUCACAGCUUCAACCUUUGGCCCUCCCCAUCCUGCUAUUGGAACAGCCACAAAAACAAUCUAUAUUUUUUUUGUUCAUAGUCAGUAUUCUCCUACAGAGAUUGUGUAAUUGAACACCAUGCAAAGAUACAGAUGCACACACUGACAACUGCAGACAACCACGGAUGUGUAGUUGUUCUAUGGGGGAUUUAUGCACAGCUGAUGUGUUGACCUUAUGCAGCCAAAUCCAAGCUCACCAAAUUGGAGGGUGUGUGGACAUCAGCACAGAGCCUCGCCUACACCUUCCAAUGACAAAUGUUAUGCCACGUUGACCCUCGCGUACUCUCACAUGUGCAAAGUCCUCAGUUAUACGUGUGUGCACCUGUAAGGGAGUGUAAUUAAGGCGGUAUCACCAGUCCUGCAGUGAACACAGAAAUUCACCAUUAGCUUAGAAAACCCAAUAACCAGUUUAAUGAUAGUGUUUUUUUGCUAGGUAAUCUGAAAUAUAAAUACAAAAAACAGCAGAUAUCUGUGAAAUACUACUUCAGGUUACAGCUUUGUCUAGACUACCACUCAGUGCUCACCUGUCAAGCUGCUUUAACCCUUUGUGGUAAAUACUUUUGUAUUAACAGAAAUGGCAACCUGUCCAGGAUGUACCCUGCAUCUUGCUCAAUGUCAGAUGAAUUUGUUUCUUCAAACAAAUCUUCUGUCUUGUCAAAUCUUAUGCCCUGAUGAUGUGGGGGCUUGUCUACUACAAAUUAAUCUCAGAAAGCAAAAACUGGGGAUGUUGAGUUUAUGAAGCAUAAAGACUGCAGUACCAGAUCAAAGUCAAGAUAUGUCUCUCUCUGCUUUGAGUUUGACUAUCUGUUUCUCACAAGGCCCCUAAUUUAAGUGCAAUUCAAAGUGUCACUUGAAGUUUAUAACUAUUUCAGUGUAAAUUGAAAUAAUUGACAUAUUAAAGAAAUCAGUGGAGAAUCUCCACUCUCGUGCCUCUCUACCUCUGCAGGUGCUAGUUUUGAAAGAAAAUUUUCAUGCCUAUCAGGUUUUUACAUAAGUGAUUUGAUUGAAAUGUUCUGAUGUAGUCUUUGUGUGUAAAAGGCAGUGACUCAGAGUCUUGAGAGGCAAAAUUUUCAGAAGAAUGUCAACUGGAGUGUGAAGUCUGUCACAGAUGUACUUGGACAAUGUGUCUGCACUGCAGCAUUAAUGUUGGAACUAGUUUGUCACAGGGAAAUAUGACUUUUGUAUUUUUACUGGAGUUUCUUGAGGCAGUUGCUUUUUACUGAUGAUUUACAUGUGGCACAAAUUAUGUAGCUUCCAAAAAUGUUCCCUCCUGUGGCAGCCCUCUCAUUCCUACCUACUUUAAGUGUAAAACCCAAAUAAAAUGUUUGCCAUAUUAUAAUCAUG
Messenger RNA from Lates calcarifer (barramundi perch), 3837 nucleotides. It is a transcript of the gene abhd5a, whose product is annotated as abhydrolase domain containing 5a. NCBI's taxonomy places the organism in Eukaryota, Metazoa, Chordata, Actinopteri, Centropomidae. Gene Ontology annotation, biological process: negative regulation of triglyceride storage; positive regulation of triglyceride catabolic process. Bases 75 to 1241 code for a protein of 388 amino acids. The transcript is spliced from 8 exons. The record is from RefSeq and is a predicted model, not a curated record. Gene Ontology annotation, cellular component: lipid droplet.